Messenger RNA from Chaetomium globosum CBS 148.51, 1098 nucleotides. RefSeq lists its product as uncharacterized. Lineage: Eukaryota; Fungi; Ascomycota; Sordariomycetes; Sordariales; Chaetomiaceae. The transcript has 9 exons. The record is from RefSeq and is a predicted model, not a curated record. Bases 1 to 1098 code for a protein of 365 amino acids. Gene Ontology annotation, molecular function: methyltransferase activity.
AUGGGCGACUCGUCUCGGAAAGGCUCCAAAAGCCCCACCAGCCCUGGCAGCGCUACGAAAGCGUCUCCACCACGGGCCGCCUCCGGUUCGCCCGGCCCCGUUAGCCCGCAGUCCGCGGCGAGCCCACCGGGCAACACUGGGCCUCUUGAAGCCGAUGAUGAUGAGCGUGACAGCGACGUCGACUCCCUUUUCAGCACGACCGGUGUGAGCGACACAACAUCCGUCUCGUCAAGCAUCUUCAAGUUCCGCGAGGAGAAUGGCCGUACUUACCAUGCCUAUCGGGCAAGCGAAGCCGCGUACUUCCUGCCCAAUGACGAAACAGAGAAUGAGCGCCUAGGUAAGUCAGCGCCACGGCUGCGGAACCGCCUUCACCGUGCUCACUGGCACCCAGACCUCCAGCACAACCUCUUCCUUCUGUGUCAAGACAACCAUCUGUUUCUCUCGCCUGCUGGAAAGGACAAGCCGCUCAACCGAGUUCUCGAUGCCGGCACUGGGACCGGCAUCUGGGCCAUAGAAUUUGCUUACGAAGCUAGCGUCCCGCCCAAUGCCGAAUUUUUCGUUGACGACCUCGAGAGCGACUGGGCUUUCGCAACCAAGUUCGACUUCAUAUAUGCCCGCAUGCUAACGGGGUCCAUCAAAAACUGGCCUAGGCUAAUUGGGCAAUUCUACCAGUACCUAAAUCCGGGCGGCUACGCCGAGCUGGCCGAUGUCUUGCCGCUAUCAUGCGAUGACGGCAGCUUACCAGAGGGUUCCCCGCUUGCGCAGUGGAACCGCUAUCUGGUCGAGGCAAGCGAGAAGCAUGGGGCCUCCAUGAAGUCGGCAGCUUCAUACAAGCAGCAGCUACUGGAUGCCGGGUUCCAGGAUGUGGUCCAAACUGAGUACAAGUGGCCUAUCAACACAUGGGCCAAGGAUAGCAAGCACAAGGAGAUAGAACAUUCUUUCCGGUAUCCAGGGGGUCAGUAUAAUGCUCUUCACCAAUAUCCUGGGCUGGUCGGCCACCGAGGUGGAAACCUUUCUGGUCGGUGUCCGGAAGGACUUGAAGGACCGAAGCAUACAUGCUUAUUGGCCCAUGGUGGUUGUCUAUGGGCGGAAGCCUGA